Ostertagia ostertagi is the source of this 375-nucleotide messenger RNA. The record is from the annotation of a GenBank genome assembly. NCBI's taxonomy places the organism in Eukaryota, Metazoa, Nematoda, Chromadorea, Rhabditida, Trichostrongylidae.
AUGAAUCCUUUUCCAGGAAUGAGCCGUCAGGAUUUUCGGCGAUAUGGCAAGGAAACAGUGGAUUACAUAGCAGAUUAUAUGAAAACGAUCCAGAAGAGGCGUGUGGUACCAGCGAUCGAACCAGGUUAUCUCAAAAAUUUGAUACCGUCAGAAGCCCCGUCACGAGGUGAACCGUGGGAAAAGGUGAUGGACGACUUUGAGAAGCUGAUCAUGCCUGGCGGCUCUGCUCUGGAUGGAAUUCGUAUAGCAUUGUUAGCCGCUCGGUUCGAGGUCAUGAAGGAACUCCGCCAACGAUUUCCUUUUGUAGAGGAAGGCCUUUUGCUGUCCAAACUAAUCGCUUACUGUUCUAAAGAGGUCAGUGAACGCAGAAGGUGA